CUGAUGGGGAGAAAAGGAAGAGAGAUAGCGGGAAAAUUGUCUGGAUGAAAGGUGUUCCCCGCCCCCUGGCCUUGGGUUGGAGGAGGGGAAGGAGAGAGCUCCAUUGGUGUACUCCGCUGUAGGAGUGGCAAUCUCUCUGGGUGUGGGGAGUGCAAAGAGGGGGGUGGGCCCAGGGAGGCAGUGGGGGCGGGGGAGCUGCCUGCGCAUGUCAAGGCUGAGUGACUACUCCAGGAUUAGGGGAGCUCGGAACUGGGCAGCCCUUCCGACUACCUGUCACCAGGGGUCAUCCAACACCGUCAGGGAGAGAAGACCCGGGGCGGCGUGGAUGCUUUCCCUCGGCCGGCCCCGCCCACCUCUCCUCCCUUCUCGCCGAUCCCCGGCGGAGCCCUGAGCUUCCUCCUCGAGCCCAGCCUCUGAGAACCUCCUGGGGAUUAAAGAACCAGACGGACAGACAGGAGAGAAAUCUCCAGCUCCGACGAGCAGCCUCGGUGUCUUCGAGGGACGCCGCUCCGAAGCCCUCCCGCGAGACCCUCUGGGCCAGGCAGAUGAAACUGGAGCUCCCGGGGUGCCGACGAGCCCGGUCGGAGCAGGGAGGUGUAUCGUGGGGAGAUGUCAUCGGAAAGCAUGGAGCAUUCCCGCCUAUAUGCUGAGCUCCGAGGCUAAGCCUAGAGAGGAAAAAAAGAGACUCGGCAGCGAACCGAGACUGGCGUUCAGGAGGAGGUGCGGAGGUACUGUCCGCGGUUCUGAACUAGGUCUUAUUAGCCGGACCCAGAGACAAACUCCGGUGUGCUGAACCACUCCUUAGAAGUAAGGAUCAAUCCCCGAGGGGGCGGGAGGAUUUGGGGGGGAGGCGGAGGCAAAAGGGCUGCUUGCUGCCUUUGAAAAGCAACGGAACCAACGUGUUGAAAGCCACCUGCAAAAAGUGCCGUGGACAAUCCGACUGUGUGAGCUUUUCUCCUAAGGCAGUUCAUCCUUGGAGGUUUCCUCGAAAGAAGGGGUGCAGUCCUUAUCGGAGAGAAACAUUGGAUCAGGCCGGAGUCUGAGAAAGAUGCCUGCUCUCGGCAGCUUGUUUUCUCUGGCUUCCCUAAUGCUCAUCUGCUGGGUCCAUGUUUGCUUUCCAGUCUGCGUGGAAGUCCCUUCUGAGACAGAAGCAGUCCAGGGCAAACAUAUGAAACUCCGGUGCAUCUCCUGCAUGAAGAGGGAAGAAGUGACAGCCAAUACUGUGGUGGAGUGGUUUUACAGGCCGGAGGGCGGUAAAGAUUUCCUUAUCUACGAGUACCGGAAUGGUAAACGGGAAGCUGAGAGCCCCUUCCAAGGCCGCCUGCAGUGGAAUGGGAGCAAAGACCUGCAAGAUGUCUCCCUCACUGUGCUCAAUGUCACACUGAAUGACUCUGGUAUCUACACCUGCAAUGUCUCCCGCGAGUUUGAAUUUGAUUCACACCGGCCCUUUGUGAAGACCACAAGACUCAUCCCCCUCAAAGUCACCGAGGAAGCUGGAGAGGACUUCACCUCGGUAGUCUCGGAGAUCAUGAUGUACAUCCUCCUGGUCUUCCUCACUUUGUGGCUACUCAUCGAGAUGAUUUAUUGUUACAGGAAAGUCUCCAAGGCUGAGGAGGCGGCUCAAGAAAAUGCGUCUGACUACCUCGCCAUUCCAUCAGAGAACAAGGAGAAUUCUGCAGUGCCAGUGGAGGAAUAGGAGAAAUGGGGUGGUCUGAUGUCUGACGGGCCCAGGUCUUCAGUGUGGAUGAUGUCAACAACUUCAGGACGGGACCACCACAUCCAUUCAUCAACCAUCAGACUUUGCUCAUGGGUCCACCCCCUGAAGGAUACCUCCUUUGAUGGCUAAGUCGAGGGCCCUCUAUCUCACUCCGGGCCUGGUCUUUCCCCAGCCUAGUCUCAUGGCGCUGUAAUAGAGCUACACUCCCUUUGCUCCGCAUGGCUUUGUAUAAUGCUGGUAGCAAUUCCUCUUCCUCCGCUCUUUCAUGACUAUUUCCCUGAGUCCGGCCCCCAUUCACUGCUGGACAAGAAGGAACCUCGCCUGCUCUUCUGCUGUCCUUUCACUUGGCCCUCACCCCUGCCCCGAGAAGGAAUGGUCCCUCCACCCCUGAAUGAGAAAGGGCACUGCAGUUGGUCUUAGCAGAAGUCAGAUGUUUCUCCUGUUCCAGGAGUGAUCCAAACAAGCCCAGAAUGAAGAGUAGAUGAAUUUAAGAUUCCAUUUCUAAACCAACCAGACCGUUAGGUGUGGGGUUAGAACAGAGAACUUUUCUGGACCACACGGGUCUGAAAGAAGUAAUAGCCUAUGUUAGAUUAUCUUCAGGAACCUCGAGGCCUAGGGCUAGAUUUCAUCUUACUCCGAGGCUCUAGACUGUUCCCAGUCAUUCCCUAAGUAACAGUCAGGACUACUUAAUAAUGGUUCCUCUUGGCAAUAUUAUCCUUGCUGUGUCACUUACCCUAUCUUUUGUCUUCCUAAUAAAUCUCCAGGGAAGAGGGCUGGCAAAAGAGAAUGGUAGCAAUUUUAGUAGCUUUUUAAAGCCAGUCAUCUGAUUCCCUGACCACUUUGGGAAAAUAUGCCCAUUUCCCAACUUGUCCUGGUUUUUCCCCCAUCGUGGGAUUUGGAGCAAUCAGCCUUUCUCUUAAUACUGAGAAGCAGUACAGAAUGUUGGGAAUUUUCCCAAAUUUUGUGACUGAUGACUUUCUAUCCCCACCUCCGAGAGGGUCAGUGUUGUUAUUCACAAGCUAGUGGAUGUUCAAGGAGCAGCAAGGACUUGCAUGGGAUCACAAAAUAUAGAAGGCACUUUGGUGAGUUGACUUGGAAUGUUUUCACUCGUAGAAUUAGGAUUUGUGGUGGAGGAACCACUGACUCCUGAAGAAUUCCAGUGAUAAAUAGUGUUAGUUCUUCUGUGAAUACAGAAUGGAUGAAAAUGAGCCCCCAAUACAGUGGGGAAUGGAUUGGCUUUCCGGAAUAAGGAAAGCCCAGAUUUAUGUGAGUAGAACAAGUCUUAAGGACUCAAUCACUCGUUCCUUAACUUUAAAAUGAAGAAAUGGCCUAAGAUCAUAGGAUCCUAGGACUUAGAGUUAGAAGGGACUUUAGAGGUCUUUUAUAUAUCAGCCACACUUAUUUGACAGAUGUCUAGAAGGCCCAGAAUGGUUAAGUGAUUCAUAUAAUACUUGGCAGUUAUACCUGGGGUAAUGGUGUGAAGGUGGAUGAAUAGAAUAGUUGAUCUCUUAAGAUUCUUACAAUCUAGUAAUCCAAGAGGCUCCCUUAUAUUUAAAAUGCUCUCUACUCUAUAGAAUAAAACAGAUCAGAUAGGAAAAGCUUGACCAAAACAAAAACACAAAAAAACAAAAACAACAACAAAAAACCCAAACAAAACAAAAAAAAGCACCUUAAAUGUAGUGUUAAAUAUCUGUUCCUGAGGUGAUGCUCUUCCCCACCUAGUGGCCAGACAGGGGAUCUGAGGCAUUAUAAGCUAGAGAAAGGCUUUUUUUCCCCCUUAGGGAAUUGUCUUUGGGUUUGUGUGGAGGACAGCACUGUUGGCAUUGGACUUAGAUUGACUUUCCCCUUUGUUGUCUCUCUAAAAGUUAUUGCUCUAAAGAACUAUUUGCUGCAGCACUCAGGAGUAAGGUUUUUAUAUUUCCAAACUUCUUCAUCUACAUAAUCUUCCACAAGGUGCCUCUCUGACCUUGGAUGAGAGGCAAAGAUUUUUCUCCCCAUUUUAUGGAUGGGAAAACAGACCCAGUAUGUACAGUGAGUUGUCCACAAACAUUAAUUGAGCCAGUAGCAAAACCUCCAGUAGUCUUUUUAACCUCCAGUCCAGGGAUCUAAUAGGUCAUGCUUCUCCCCUUUCCCUAAGUAAGUAGUGUAGUAUGGAAACUCUAGACCAGUGAAACUUCAACUCAGUUUCUGAUAAAACAAAAAGAUUAUGGGGAACAUUGUAGCUAAUAAUAUGUAGUACUUAAAGGUUUAUGAGAUACUUUUUACAAAGAUUAUUUGAUCCUCGCAACAAUUCUGGGAGAUAGGUGCUAUUAUUAUCCUGAUUUUAUGGAUGGAAAAAUCAAGGCACAGAGCAGUCACCAGGCUACUAAAUACUUAAGGCUGGAUUUGUAUAUAAGCCUAUGUGAAGUUAGGUCCGAUAUCCCACAUACCUAACAUUUUAAAAAGGAAGUGAUUACUGAAAAUUUACAAAGGUUCAUCAAGAACAGGUCAUACUAAACGUAUUAAACUAGAUGACCACUAUUGUGCCUUUUAGCUCAAAAUCUAUGAUUCUAUGACUCUUUUUUGACAGAUACAUUUAAAACAAGGGAAUGUUAAAAAUAUAGCUUUGUUGACAAGAUGCCUCAUUUUAUUUGUGUUAAAGAUAGAAAUGCAGACUAGACAAUAGCUUAGAUUGUUUUGGAACUGGUUGAAAGGUCAGAGGCAAAGAAGAGUCAUUAAGUGGUAAUGGUUUUGUGUCAAUUUUGAAGGAUGUUUCCAGUCUUUGCUUGGUCUAUUGCUAUCUAAAAUUUUUUAAGUUGAUGGCUCAAAUAAAGGCAUAUAUGGCCUGUUUAUCAAAUCUCUGACACAGAGGUGGAAAGGAAGGAUACUUUGCACACAAAAUGACCCUGUCAAGAUCCAAAAGGAUCGUAACAGGCUGGAGCAGUGGACCUGGAGUUCUAAAAGUCAACUUCCCAAGUAAAAUGUGAUUAGAGCAUAGUUCAUUUGCAGAUCUAAGUGUGACAAAAUACUGGGAGUCACCAGUGUGAUCUUGGGCUGUAUUUAGUACAUCCAUACACAGAAUCCCAAUCAAGGGAAGUAAGAGUCUUCAAUAUCCUCCGCCCAGAUCAAGUCAUAUUAGGAAUGUUAUGCUCAGUUCUAAGCAACACGUUUUAGGAAAGAUCCUGAUAACUUGAGAUUAUUCAGGGAAGGGCAAUUGGGAUGGUGAAAAAAGAUCAGUUGGAGGAACAGGGUAUAGAUGAUCCCAGAAAAAAAAAGAUCUGGUAUAUUUUUACCAUAGGUAUUUGAAAAGUAGCUAUCAUAUAUGUUUAACACUGUUCUGCUUUGCCCCCAGAGGAAGAAGCUAGAAGCAAUGCAGUGAAACUUGCAGAGUAAAAUCCAGGUUUGAUGUUCUUAAUGAUGAGAUUUAUCCCAAAGUAAAAUGAGCAGCCUAGGAAGGCUGUGAAUUUCUAAUGAUAUAUUUGCAAAGCACUUGGUACAACCUGUAGCAUAUAGUAGGCACUUGAUAAUUGUUUGUUCCCUUAUCCUUCCCCUUGGAGAAUUUAAUCAGGAAAUGGAGAUUCUUGCUGGGAAAUAAGUUGGAUUGAAUGAUUUCUGGCAUCUCUUCUGUUUAACAUUCUGAACAUACCUGUCUUGUUCAGAAAAAGCUCCCCAAUACAACACACACAUUGUUUCCUGGGUGGUUUGUAAGGCUGAUGCUUCCAGUUUCAUUCUUCAUUCCUUUCAUGUCUACUUCUUUCCCACUUGCCAUUGAUUCAAAAUUCGUUUCCUUCUCCUACCCUAUAAAACGUGCAUUCUCAUUUAGCCUUUCUUCCCUGCUUCUUUCCUCCUUAUUUAAAAACAAAAACUAUUUCCCCUUUCCCCUUCUCCAGUUCUUUGUCCUCAGUGCUUCCUUUUUCCUUCUCCACGGCAUCUUUUGCUUCACCUUUGAGAUCCUUGGCUUCUUCUCCUUCCAUUAACCCACUUAACCACACUGUUCUCCUUGGACCUCCCCACUCAAGUUCUGUUCUGAAAAUCCUUUUCUCCUCAGAUCCUCUAUGUCCUCCCCAUUUUAUCUCCUACAUUUUUUCAUAGGAUUAUAGGAUUUAGAACUGAAUGGGACUAAGAAAGCAUCUUACCCCUCAUUUUUCUGAAGAGUCUGAGGUCUACUGAAUUCUCCUAAGGUCACAUUCGUAAUAAAUAACACAGAAAUGGAUUUCCAGGUCCAAGAGUUAAUGUAAUCUUGGGUUCCCUCUAAACACACAAUAUCUAGAAUAUGGGAGGAGAUAGUCCUGCUCUGAGGAGACCAUACCUUGAAUAAUGUAUUCAGUUCCAGAUGUCACAUUUUAAGGUGGGUGCUGAUAAAAGUAGGAGAACAUCUAACAAAAGGAAGCCACCAUUGUGAAAUGCUCCAAGAUCCUCUCUGCAAAUUGUUUGAGGAACUGAGGAUGGUUAACCAGUAAAAAAAAAAAAAAAAAAAAAAAAAAGGCUUGGGCGGGGGAGUGCACAAAAACUGUCUUAUUUUUGGCCCCAAAGGGGAGUUACAUUGACAGAUUUCAGAGGGGAAAGAUACCUGGCAGUAAGAACUAACCAAAAACAGAUAGCAUAUGUUGUGGUGUAUGAAGCUUGGAAGUUCAAUGGAUUAAAUUCUGGACUUGGGAAUCAAGAUUUGCAUUCAAAUCCUGCCUGUGACAUUUUCUAUGUGGCCACUUAAUUUUUCUCAGCCUCAGUUUCCUCAUUUGUAAAAUGGAGAUGAUCAUAAAAGCACCUACCUCACAGGGUUGUUAUGAGGAUUAACAAGGAUAAUCUACAUAGAGUGAGUCACGUGUUACCAGAGAUCAUCAUGAGAACCUGGAUGGGAAAGCUGCAAGUGGAAUUUUUAAUCAAGUAUGGGCUUAACUGGAUGGCCUCUGAGACCCUCCCAAGCCUUCAAUUUUCUCUAAAUCCAGUGUCCUUUCCACUGUCAUGCUGACCUUUUAGGAAUCUCUGAGAAACUUCAUCUCUGUGGCAUCUUAUCUUUUAUGUGAAUCAAUUAGAGCCGAGAGGAAGCACCAGCCAAGUCCAGCCCUUGCCCCAUCUACUUGCCUACUUCUGCCUCCUGCCCCAACAGAUGCAAGGGCCAAUUUUGCUAUCCCAUAAAUUUUAUCUAUUGUUACGGGGCUGGUUUUUAAAGGGCUCAAGAAAGUUCUCAAGGGCUAGCUUAUUCAUCACCCUCAGCAUCCUAUUUGCUAAUCCAGUGUGUUAACCUGUUUCCCAUGUGUGUGUCCUCCCACCCAAGAUUAGUUUGCCUGGGAGGUUGAUCCCAUGGCCUACUUUGUCAUGAACCUAAAUGUUCAAUUUGACAACCCUGGGGCUGUGACUUCUGCACUUCUCCCGUCAAUGUUGCACCAUGACCCAACCCAAACCCUUAGUACAGUAACUUCUAACUGAAACUCUAGGUCAUUUUGCCACGCCUCUUCCCUCAUUCUUCCAAUUUUAAAAUCCAUUUAGGGGCAUUAAUCUGCAAGCUAUUUAUCCUGUCCAUGUUUUUGGUCUCUUUCUGCAUUUGGGACUGCCUAGCAAUAUAGAGAAGAAAUGACUUGUCUGUAGCUUCUAGAUGCUGUGUGAAAAUUUUACUGUGAAGGUGGGAAUGGUUAAGAGAAGAGAUAUUAAUCCCCCUCCUCUCUGAGCUUUCUACCCUUCCAACAAAACCAGAGCAUUAGUUCAAGAAGGCCUUUUUAAGAGUCAGUGAACUCACCUUUUGUAAGAUAUAUGGCAUGCUAAGUUUUCUGGAAGCUGAAAUCAGAGACAAGCAGCUUCUAGUGGUAUAUUUACUCCCUACGUGUCCCCUUUCUCUCUUUCCUGAUACAGCAUGUUAAUGCUGUCUUUGGAGAUGGUUACAUAAUUCAAGAGUUCCUUGGGUGUUUGUCUUUUUUCUAAACACGCUCUAAUAACCAGAUGUUUUAGCCAAUGUCUGGAGGCUGCAAAUCCCUAACCAUUUCCUAUCCCAAGGUAGGAGAAUUUUCUCCAUUUCACUGAACCUGCAGUAAGAUACAGAAUACAUAAAUGUUUCCUAAGCCAAUCUCUGAGAGUUGAACUUGUUCAGUGACAAAGACUUAUGGGUCUAUGAGCCAGCUAUCUUUCAGUGGUAAUGAUUCUUGGGGCUCUCACCUAGCAUAUGCAGCAGGUAGGGGAUGGGAGGGCAGAGGAGAAUGUGUUUCAUUAUUUGUGGGAUGAUGUUAACCACUCUCACAGACCUUUGUAGUCUGAAAAAAAUGGGAUUUUUCCAUUUUAGUCUUCCUUAUCUUGCUGUUUCUUCUCAUAGCUGACCUGUUUCUACUUCUGUCUAGCAAUGUUGCCCCCCACCAUCCCAGCUUAUACAACCUGACACCAUCUUCAGUGUAUAUGUUUUUAAGACCUCUCCCCGUUCAAUCCAAUAAAGGUGUCUCUCAAAAACA
Antechinus flavipes (yellow-footed antechinus) is the source of this 8130-nucleotide messenger RNA. It is a transcript of the gene SCN3B, whose product is annotated as sodium voltage-gated channel beta subunit 3. The record is from RefSeq and is a predicted model, not a curated record. The transcript is spliced from 6 exons. Gene Ontology annotation, cellular component: voltage-gated sodium channel complex. The coding region runs from base 1049 to 1696 and encodes 215 amino acids. Gene Ontology annotation, biological process: regulation of heart rate by cardiac conduction; ventricular cardiac muscle cell action potential; sodium ion transport. Lineage: Eukaryota; Metazoa; Chordata; Mammalia; Dasyuromorphia; Dasyuridae. Gene Ontology annotation, molecular function: sodium channel regulator activity.